Zeugodacus cucurbitae (melon fly) is the source of this 2175-nucleotide messenger RNA. RefSeq names its product signal recognition particle subunit SRP72 (gene Srp72). NCBI's taxonomy places the organism in Eukaryota, Metazoa, Arthropoda, Insecta, Diptera, Tephritidae. The coding region runs from base 116 to 2080 and encodes 654 amino acids. The transcript has 5 exons. Gene Ontology annotation, biological process: SRP-dependent cotranslational protein targeting to membrane. Gene Ontology annotation, molecular function: protein binding; 7S RNA binding; ribosome binding. The record is from RefSeq and is a predicted model, not a curated record. Gene Ontology annotation, cellular component: signal recognition particle, endoplasmic reticulum targeting.
UUGCUGAGGUGUCAAAUAAGUGUCAAAAAACUUAAAAGUUGGAAAGUUUUUGCAGUCGUGUUUUUUCCAUUUUGAUGUAUUGAAAUAAAUUGGAAAUCCUUUAGAAUUGUAAAAAAUGUCCAAGGAUCCAAAUCAGAAAGAAGCCAUUAUAAAGGCUGCGUAUGCGGAUGUAAAUAAAUUUGGGCAAAAUGGCGAAUACGAUAAAGCAGUAAAGGCUGUAAAUAGAAUUUUGGGUGUUGCACCAGACGAUCAAACAGCUUUGCAUUGCAAGGUGGUUUGCCUCAUUCAAUUAUCCAAAUUCGAAGAGGCUUAUAAAUUCAUAGAAAAAAACAAAUUGUCCUCGAGUUUGGUAUUGGAAAAGGCCUACAGUGAGUACCGAUUGAAUAAGCCCGAUCAAGCCUUGAAAACUAUCGACAAUUCUGGUAUUAAUCCACUGCCUGACGGCCUAAAAGAGCUGCGCACACAAGUGCUUUAUCGUCUCGAGCGUUAUGAGGAGUGCUUUGAUGCAUAUAAGGAGAUAAUCAAAAACACUAAUGAUGAAUACGAAAACGAACGACGUACUAACCUUAGUGCUGUAGCUGCUAACUUGGCUGUAGACAAGAACAAGGAAAUACCCGAGCUACCCGAAGAGACAUAUGAGCAAUAUUACAAUGCUGCUUGUAUUGCGGCUAAUCGCCAAAGGUAUGCUGAAGCUGAGAAGAAAUUGCGCGCCAGUGAAAAGCUAUGCCGUGAAACUCUAGAGGAGGAUGGUGUUACUGAAGAGGAGAUGCGCGAAGAAUUGGAACCAAUACGUGUGCAAUUAGGAUAUUGUUUGCACAUGCAAGGCAAGUUGAAAGAAGCGGCAGUUAUAUACGCUGAGUGCUUACGAAACAAACCGAAGGACCCAGUUUUAGUGGCUGUAGCCAGCAAUAAUUCGGUGGUCAUUAAUAAGGAUCAGAAUGUAUUUGAUUCGAAAAAGAAAAUACGCUCAGCCAUGUCUGACGCAUGCGAAUCGAAAUUGACUAGCCGUCAAAAGAAAGCAAUUGCAUUAAAUAACUGUUUGCUUGCAUUCCUCACUAACUCUAGUGAUCAAGUGCAGCAACUGUGUCAAAAGUUGGCCCAAAGUUAUCCGGAUUUAGAAUUCCAAACAUUACUUAUACAAUGCUCGCAACUCACCAAGGACAAGCGCCAAAAGGAGGCCUUAGAGUUGCUUAAUAAACAUGCAGCAACACAUAAAGAAAAUGCUUUCGCAUCUAAAUUUGCGGUGGUCCAGUUAUUGCUUUCUCAAGGUAGUCGCAAGGAGGCCAUCGAUGUAUUACUUUCACUUGGCGAGCAAAUGUACAAGCCUGGUAUAAUAUCAGCACUGGUAACACUCUAUUUGGGUACCGAUAAUAAACCCGCCGCAUCUGAAUUGCUGAAAUCUGCUGUUGAAUGGUAUAAAAUGAACAACGUUAGCAGUGGCGAUUUGAGCGAUAUGUGGCGUCAAGCCGCCGAGUUUCAUUUGCGUGGCGGUGCUUCUGAGACUGCUGCCAGCUCACUCGAAGAAUUACUCAAGUUGAAUGCUAAUGAUAUGAAAGUAUUGGCUCAACUUGUUAUUGCAUAUGCACAAUUCAAUCCUAAGCGUGCCUUAGAAUUAAGUAAACGUCUACCGAAACUCGAAACAUUGACUACAGCCUCUGAAAUCGAUGCAUUAGAGUCGGCUAAUUGGGUUAUGUCUACGAAAGCAGUUAAAAAAUCCGCAAACGCAAAAAUCGAGCCGUCGCCAAGUACUCCGGUUGUGGAGAAAAAGAAGAAUCGCAAUAGGAAACGUAAAGGAAAACUGCCCAAGAAUUACAACGCAGAAGUGGCACCAGAUCCAGAGCGCUGGUUGCCCAAGUACGAACGUACUGGCUUCCGCAAGAAGCGUGAUCGUCGUGCCAAGGACAUCAUUAAGGGUUCACAGGGUAUGGCUAGUGGUGCAGCUGAGCAAUAUGAUAUGUCUAAUCGUGCCAAUCUGGGUAAGAAUUCUCCUGCUACACCAGUUUAUCAGGAGCCAACACCAGGGCCACGCCAACAGCAUCGCAAAGGUGGUCACAAAAAGAAGAAGGGCGGUCGUUUCUAAAAACAUUUGCUAAGUUGACGAGAAACUUGCUUUUAACAAUUUUUUGAAAUGUACGCUAUUUAAUUGGAAUAAAAUGCAUUUGGGUUUAAAAUAGA